Messenger RNA from Scheffersomyces coipomensis, 654 nucleotides. It is a transcript of the gene TIM12, whose product is annotated as Tim12p. Gene Ontology annotation, cellular component: mitochondrial inner membrane. NCBI's taxonomy places the organism in Eukaryota, Fungi, Ascomycota, Pichiomycetes, Serinales, Debaryomycetaceae. Gene Ontology annotation, biological process: protein insertion into mitochondrial inner membrane. The transcript has a single exon. The record is from RefSeq and is a predicted model, not a curated record. The coding region runs from base 142 to 471 and encodes 109 amino acids.
AAAAAUUCUUUCUUCCCCCAUCAGCGACAACGAAAACGUUAAAAGAAUAUAACUUUAAACGAAUCAACUUCAACUAGAUACAGUUAGUUCUACAUCUACACUCAUAUACACAUAUACACAACCACAUACAACAUAUUCAAGAUGUCAAUGUUCAUAGGGAAUCUCGGUCAAUAUGGGGUUAUGGAAGUUGAUCAACGAAAGAUACAAUUAGCGCAAAUACAAUUUGAAGCUCAAGCAUCAACGUUUAAUAAGAUCUUAUCAUCAUGUCAAACCAAAUGCAUUAAACAUGAGUAUGCUGAAGGGGAUUUACAUACUGGUGAACAAAGUUGUAUUGAUCGUUGUGUAUCGAAAUAUGUUAAGGCUAAUCUAUUGGUUGGAGAAGAGUUUACUAAAAAUGGAUUGAAUCCAUAUAAUAUUAUGCCUGAUUAUGAAAAAGUGAAGACUAUGAUCAAACAAGGUGGUUCUGAAUAAGACUCUUUAAAGAAGAAUAAAACAUCAGUUCUAUACAACUAUGGAGCUGGAAAUAUAAGUAACACAUAUUUAUAUCUGUAAUGAUAAUGAUGCUUUUAAUGAUUAAUAGAAUUAAUUAAGUAUAUAGAAUUAAAAAAAGGACAAUUUGUACAUAGAUUUAAUGCAUAUUCAAUUCUGAAUCGU